CUGCACCCCUCAAUUCUUGGCCAUCGCAACUACUAGUAGCGUUGAGAGAGAGAAGCGAAGGGCGAAAGGAUGGAGGGGCAGUACUGCUUCACCUCCACCAACGACAAACCAAGAAAGCCGUCGCCGCCAGCGGCCGGGAAAAGGGCGGCAGCGGCAGCGGCAGCGGCAGUCGGGAGCGCAGGCGGUGGCGGUAAGGAUAGGCCGUACAGAGGAGUCAGGAUGCGAAAGUGGGGGAAGUGGGUAGCUGAGGUACGGGAGCCCAACAAGCGAUCGCGGAUUUGGCUGGGGUCCUACUCCACCGCGGUGGCCGCCGCCAGGGCCUACGACACCGCCGUCUAUUACCUCAGGGGCCGUUCCGCCAGACUCAACUUCCCCGACGAGAUCCUCUCUGAUGACCCGGUGGUCGGAGGCGCCCCCAUGUCGGCCGCGUUGAUUCGGAAGAAGGCCACCGAGGUGGGCGCAAGAGUGGACGCACUCUGGAUGGGUCUCAUGUCACCAACGCCGCCGCAGCAGCAACAGCAACGACCACAUAGGGAACACCAUCAACACCGGCUUCAGUUUCAGCAGCAGCAGCAGCAGCCAACUCGGGCGGCUAAAAACCCUGAUCUCAAUCAGCAGCCGAGCCCCGAGAGCUCUGAUGUGGACUAGAACACUAGUCUAUGUAUAUGUGUUCUUCAGUCUUCAUCAGCUUUUGGUCGGCCUGUUCGCCGAUGAUGAAGGUUAGCUCAGACCGAGAGUUAUCUUUCUUUUA
This is a messenger RNA of Musa acuminata AAA Group (dessert banana), 751 nucleotides long. Its product is annotated as ethylene-responsive transcription factor ERF011. Gene Ontology annotation, biological process: regulation of DNA-templated transcription. The transcript has a single exon. NCBI's taxonomy places the organism in Eukaryota, Viridiplantae, Streptophyta, Magnoliopsida, Zingiberales, Musaceae. The record is from RefSeq and is a predicted model, not a curated record. Bases 70 to 648 code for a protein of 192 amino acids. Gene Ontology annotation, molecular function: DNA binding; DNA-binding transcription factor activity.